GUUGCUUCUCAAAGUGGAUGCUGUCCCUACCAUCAAGGUUUCUUCUAAAGCAUCUCAAACAGCCAGCAGCACCAGCAGAGACUGAGCAUUAUCAUGGGCUUCAGUGAGCAUGGAAGUCAACCGGAUGCAUUUGGACAAAGGAGAUGAAUGACUGUGGUCUAUCAUGGAACACAAUCUCCAGACAGGCAGAAGAUGGCCAACAGUGGUGCUCUUUCGUGGAAGCCUUAUGUUCCACAUAGGAACAAAGACGAUUAAGUAAAUGUGUCUUGGCGCUACCUGGAUGCCAGGUCUCCCCUCUCCCUGCUCCCCCAAGACCCUGGCUCCACAGAAACAGGAAAUGGCAGGCAUAGUGCCGAGGAAGGGCUGUGCUCCUCUGAUCCAGCUCUCCAAGCCAGCAGCAGUAGCACACCUAGACAGGACACUGGACCCUAAAUCAAACGUGAGGAAGCACAGAUUGCAAUCACUCAAGGUAUGUGUGUGUGUGCAUGCAUAUGUGUGUGUAUAUUUAUUCCAUUGUUGUGUGGCACCCUUUCCAUUCUCAUAAGCCUCAUAUGGCAGGUUGGCAAGAAGGACACUAUGUUGUGGUGUGUACUGUAACCCACUGGGUGAUGUGUACUGUAACCCACUGGGUGAUGUGUACUGUAACCCACUGGGUGAUGUGUACUGUAACCCACUGGGUGAUGUGUACUGUACCCUACUGGGUGAUGUGUACCGUAACCCACUGGGUGAUGUGUACCGUAACCCACUGGGUGAUGUGUACUGUAGCCUACUGGGUGAUGUGUACUGUAACCUACUGGGUGAUGUGUACUCUAACCCACUGGGUGAUGUGUACUGUAACCUACUGGGUGAUGUGUACUGUAACCCACUGGGUGAUGUGUACUGUAACCCACUGGGUGAUGUGUACUGUAGCCUACUGGGUGAUGUAUACUGUAGCCUACUGGGUGAUUUGUACUGUAACAUACUGGGUGAUGUGUACUGUAACCCACUGGGUGAUGUGUAUUGUAACCCACUGGGUGAUGUGUUCUGUAACCUACUGGGUGAUGUGUACUCUAACCCACUGGGUGAUGUGUACUGUAACCCACUGGGUGAUGUGUAUUGUAACCCACUGGGUGAUGUGUUCUGUAACCUACUGGGUGAUGUGUACUCUAACCCACUGGGUGAUGUGUACUGUAACCCACUGGGUGAUGUGUACUGUAACCUACUGGGUGAUGUGUAAUGUAACCCACUGGGUGAUGUGUACUGUAACCUACUGGGUGAUGUGUACUGUAACCCACUGGGUGAUGUGUACUGUAACCCACUGGGUGAUGUGUACUGUAGCCUACUGGGUGAUGUGUACUGUAACCCACUGGGUGAUGUAUACUGUAGCCUACUGGGUGAUGUGUACUGUAACAUACUGGGUGAUGUGUACUGUAACCCACUGGGUGAUGUGUAUUGUAACCCACUGGGUGAUGUGUUCUGUAACCUACUGGGUGAUGUGUACUCUAACCCACUGGGUGAUGUGUACUGUAACCCACUGGGUGAUGUGUACUGUAACCUACUGGGUGAUGUGUAAUGUAACCCACUGGGUGAUGUGUACUGUAACCCACUGGGUGAUGUGUAUUGUAACCCACUGGGUGAUGUGUACUGUAACCUACUGGGUGAUGUGUAAUGUAACUGUGUGGUGAAUCUCGAAGACAAGCUCUCCAUCUACAGUCCCCCUCCUUCCUCUUGUCACCCAGGACCAGGACUAAGCCAGGCAGGCAGCAUGGGAGGGCUGAGAUGUAAUUACCCAAUCAGUGUGUGCCAUCCCUAUUAAAAUAUUACUAGCAGUACUCUCUUAUUGAAAUAACCCCACCGGACUCCACUUCAUUCAUUCAAUAAAU
This is a messenger RNA of Coregonus clupeaformis (lake whitefish), 1862 nucleotides long. RefSeq lists its product as uncharacterized. The coding region runs from base 486 to 1664 and encodes 392 amino acids. The record is from RefSeq and is a predicted model, not a curated record. NCBI's taxonomy places the organism in Eukaryota, Metazoa, Chordata, Actinopteri, Salmoniformes, Salmonidae. The transcript has 4 exons.